GCACCAGGCGGAUUGUUCGCCGGUCACAGCAGUUGUCACACUCCGUGCUUGCUUUCGAUUCCUCUCUUUCUCGAAGUGCGACCCAGCCCACCGAGUGAACUCUGCGUAGUGCUGACCUCCAAUGUUAUACGAAAGCGUCUUGUUUGCUGUUUGACUGAAAAACAUCGCCGCAACGAGAUGACAUCGCUACUGCGAGGAGUGUACAUUGUAGGUGCCAAGCGCACUCCGUUUGGUGCCAUGGGAGGCAAGCUAAAGGACCACACACCGACACAAAUGGCUGUGGUCGCUGGGAAGGCAGCUCUGGAGAGUGCAGGAGUGAAGCCGGAAAAUGUGGACGUCUGUGUUGGUGGUAUCGUGAACCAGGUUGCCGCGAAAGACACUCCCUACUGCUCGAGGCACGUGGCCCUGCACUGCGGUCUGCCGCAGAAAACACCAUCGCUCAACGUCAACCGGCUCUGUGGCUCUGGUUUCCAGGCGGCAGUCAAUGGUGUUCAGGAAAUCCUCCUUGGAAAUGCGGAGAUUGCGCUCACGUUUGGCAGUGAGAACAUGAGCUUGAGUCCCUUCGUUGUCAGGGGUGCCAGGUUCGGCAUCAAGUUUGGACUGCAACCUGAGAUGGAGUGUUCCUUGCUGGCCACACUGACGGACAUGUACUGUAAGUUGCCCAUGGCAAUCACCGCCGAAAACUUGGCCGAUAAGUACAAGAUUGGUCGUCAGGAGGUGGACCAGUUCGCACUGCGGUCGCAGAAGCGAUGGGCCGAAGCGAACAAGGCCGGUCGGUUCAAAGAGGAAAUCGUGCCGGUUCCGGUGCGAGUGAAAGGGAAGGACGUGCUGUUUGACACUGACGAGCAUCCCAGACCCGAUACGACCAUCGAAACCCUCGCCAAACUGCCUGCCCUGUUCAAGAAGGAUGGCACAGUCACAGCCGGCAAUGCCUCGGGGAUCUGCGAUGGAGCCGGUGCCGUUGUUAUUGCCAGUGAGGAUGCUGUCAAGAAACACAACUUGAAGCCAUUAGCGAGGAUUGUGGGCUACAGCUACGUGGGUGUGGACCCAACAAUCAUGGGCAUCGGUCCAGUGCCAGCCAUUCGGCAGCUGUGUGAAAAGACCGGGGUCAAGCUCCAGGACCUGGACUUGAUUGAUGUGAAUGAGGCGUUUUCAUCUCAGUUCCUUGCUGUCGAGAAAGAACUCGGUUCGGACCCGGAGAAGACCAAUGUUAACGGAGGGGCUAUAGCGCUCGGCCAUCCCGUCGGUGCCAGUGGUGCCCGCAUUUUGGCCAAUAUCACCUACGAGCUCAGGCACCGCAAGGGAAAGUAUGCUGUUGGUUCUGCUUGCAUUGGCGGCGGUCAAGGCAUCGCAGUGAUGAUCGAAAAUGUCUGAUGCGCGGUACCUUAGCUGUAGUCGUGCGCUUGGCUUCGUUCCCAGUGUUAUUGUUAGAGAUGUAUUUUUGUAUUAUGCUGGACCAGCUUUUCUGGAGCCAUUGAUAACACAUGUAUUUUAUGUAUGUACACGUACUUAUCUACAUCUGUAUAAAUGCAAUUUUUAACGUUA
Molecule: messenger RNA, 1545 nt
Organism: Rhipicephalus sanguineus (brown dog tick)
Lineage: Eukaryota; Metazoa; Arthropoda; Arachnida; Ixodida; Ixodidae
Gene: yip2
Product: 3-ketoacyl-CoA thiolase, mitochondrial
Exons: 10
Coding region: 178-1374 (398 amino acids)
Biological process (GO): fatty acid beta-oxidation
Molecular function (GO): acetyl-CoA C-acetyltransferase activity
Source: RefSeq, a predicted model, not a curated record